AUGGAUGAGCUCGUGUUCCUGAGGAUCUUCAUCCUGGUCGCGGUCGGCGUAGACGCUGUCCCCCAGGAGCGACUCAUUCUCAGCGCCCUGGGCCUCGCCGAGCGGCCGGCCACCGCCGAGGGCAUCUCCGGGCAAAGAUCACGGGGGAAAGAGAUUCCACCGGCCCUCUUGAAGAGGUUCCGGAAGACGGAGAGCGAUCAGACCAACGAGGGCGAGCCGUGCACGAUUGCGGAGUACGGCGUCCGGGGAAACAUUAUCAGAUACGUGCAGGAUCAAGGUGGUGUAGUUCUGGGUUCUGGCGUGGCGUGCCCAGGCUGUUUGGAACAGCAUCUCUUUUUCAAUCUAGCAGUCCUGGAGUCAUUGGAAGUCUUAUCUCUGGCUCAGCUGCACAUCAACUUCAUCUGGAGAUUUUGGCCUAAGGGCCCUGGGAGGGCAGCGACCUUCCUACGAAGCAGUCCCACCUUCAGUGCUAUUCUGUACAAAGUAGUCCGGCCCACAUUGAAAGGUGCCGACCCUCGGGCCAACCGCCGCCUUCUCCUGUCCCAGUCGGUCAGGCCGGGCCCGGGAGAUGCGUCCGUCACCUUGGAUAUCACCUCGCUGGCCGAGUCCUGGCGCCAAUCGACCCGCAAUUAUGGUUUGAUUCUGGAACUGCGGCCUAUGGACGCCGACCCGGACCGGUCGUGCGCGCUGCCAUCUGCGCGGGCCUCCCUGGUGGCAGUCUCGCUUCACCCGCAACAGUGCCGUUCCCGGCAGCGGAGGAGUACUGCCCACGUCAUGCCCCCGAUGUCGCCCAGCAACAUCUGCAAGGCCCGCCGCCUCUACGUGGACUUCAAAGACGUUGGCUGGCAGGACUGGAUCAUUGCACCUCAAGGCUACAUGGCAAACUACUGCCACGGCGAGUGCCCCUUUCCACUCAGCGACAGCUUGAACAGCACCAACCACGCCAUCUUGCAGACUCUGGUCCACUCGCUGGACCCGGGGACCACCCCUCAGCCCUGCUGCGUACCUGUCCGCUUCUCGCCCAUCUCCAUGCUCUAUUACGACAACAAUGACAACGUCGUGCUACGACACUACCAGGACAUGGUGGUGGACGAGUGCGGCUGCAGAUGA
This is a messenger RNA of Nerophis lumbriciformis (worm pipefish), 1110 nucleotides long. The record is from RefSeq and is a predicted model, not a curated record. NCBI's taxonomy places the organism in Eukaryota, Metazoa, Chordata, Actinopteri, Syngnathiformes, Syngnathidae.